Daldinia vernicosa is the source of this 784-nucleotide messenger RNA. RefSeq lists its product as uncharacterized. Lineage: Eukaryota; Fungi; Ascomycota; Sordariomycetes; Xylariales; Hypoxylaceae. The coding region runs from base 72 to 398 and encodes 108 amino acids. The record is from RefSeq and is a predicted model, not a curated record. The transcript has a single exon.
CCGAUCGCUUGUUUCACUUGAUUAGCAAAUCACAACCUACAAACCUCAAACCUCAAACUACACAACCCACAAUGUCUAACAACCAGAACGGUGGACUCCUCGGUGGUCUAGUCGGUGGAGUCGACAAUGUCCUUACAGGGGGUGAGAAGGCUAACGGACAAGGCGGUCUACUCGGAGGCCUCGGCGGCGCCGUCGGCAACACGACGGAAGGACUCGGCAAGGGCCUGAACUCGACCACUAGGGGAGUUGGAAGCGCCGUGGGUCAGACCACCGAAGGCGUUGGCAAUACUGUAGGCGGCGUGACAAACUCUGUCGGGAACACCGUUGGCGGUGCCACCGGCGCGGGCGGAGCCGCUAAGAAGAACGACAACAGUGCAUUUAAGAGUUACGGCAUCUAGAAAGGCGAGAGAGUUGGCGCAUAAUGGGAUAUGAUGAACGAGUAUUUGAUGAACCUAAGACCUGGAAAUCGGAUUUUGGCUUGAGAGAAAUAUCGGACGUUUAAUAAAACGACAUUUUAAAUCUCAAAUUUAACUUAAAGAUAUAACUAGGUACUAGUUAUCUUGAAUAGCGAAGAUGCUUAUAAUACUGGAUUGGCGUUUUAAAUAUUUUCUUGGUUAGAAACUUGACUGCGUUGUGCCAUUUGGUGAUAGGUAAAAGGGGUGAUAGUUGUGGCUCCCGUGGCUGUAUUGUGUUGUACGUGGAGCUUUUCCGUGGCUUGACUGUCCUGUGUGAAGUCCCCCAAAACUUACCUUAGGUAACCUGCCUAGUGUACCUAAACUUAACA